Messenger RNA from Ornithodoros turicata, 3973 nucleotides. Its product is annotated as SPRY domain-containing protein 3-like. Bases 424 to 1743 code for a protein of 439 amino acids. The record is from RefSeq and is a predicted model, not a curated record. Gene Ontology annotation, molecular function: protein binding. The transcript has 11 exons. NCBI's taxonomy places the organism in Eukaryota, Metazoa, Arthropoda, Arachnida, Ixodida, Argasidae.
UUCAUCCGCUGCCGAUUGCUGGCACUGCUGGCGGACGUGCACGCACUACAUAUGGCUGCCAGUCGUUGGUUGGUAAUGUAAAGUACAGAGUACUGCGUUAGCGUGUGUUUUCUUGCGGUAUACAGAACACAUUCAAGACACUUGGAUUUCGAAACAGAUUCUGUCUGUCAGCAGCGCUAAUUUUUUGCGCAUAGUUGGCACGGGUGUUCUCAUGGGAUCCCUUUCAUUUCUAGCACCUGCAAUUUCAUCAUUGCGUUUUCGCGAGUGUUCUGCAUAGUUGUCGCCAGCCGUAGACGUCUGGAUUAUACACACCGCUCCUCUGUUGGUUCUCUAAACCACAUGUCAGAUUGAUGCCAAGACUUGACUCGCCAGUUAUUUUAGUCCUGCUGAAGAAGCUCCCCUGCUUGAGGUGUUAGGAUGUAAAUGUCACCCCAACAUCUGAUUUCUGGUCAGCUGUUAAACUUCCUGGUAAAGAUGGAUGGGCUUCUUCAACGCCAGUUGGCCAGAUGGCACCGGAGGGAUGCUCAAGAGCUGCCCAUGUCAGACCUUCGAAAAAUGCUUCAAGAAGGGAUUGCUGUAGAUGGCGACGUCAUUCGGUAUACGGGUGCUCUGGAAGCUGGUCGUCCUGGCUUGUACGUAGUCUCCGAAGCUAUGAGUCCUGAAAGGUGUGCCUUUGACGUUGAGCUCCUGUCCCUUGGAGCCUCUGGGGAUCUUGUGGUUGGUCUGGUCCUCGGUUCAUCCUCUCCGCGCAGUCCAACAAUCUUUGCCACGGCCUGCUAUGUCUCAAAAGGAAGGCUAUGUCUCGGGGAUCCCCGUGGAGGCAUCGACCCCGGGGGUGGUGUCGGAAAUCAAUGUGCUGUGGGGGACCAGGUGGGCGUGCGGGUGCUCUUCCGCGAGGCAACCAGGGUUGACAAUCAUCGCACAAUCUUGCCAGUCUUCUUCACGCAUAACGGGAAACCUGUGGGACGGCGUUCUGUAUUGGUGGGGGGAGGUGGUCUCCUCCCGGCAGUUGGACUGGGCUCCCCGGGCCAGGCGGUGCGCCUAGCGGGACUGCCACACGCCACCUCUUCGGAGGACGUUUUAAUGUGCGUCGAUAGCCACGAGGACGAAUGGCUCAGGCUGCGCGACAUCCGCCUCAAUGGGCCUAUUCUGGAAUACACCGGGAAAGGCGUAAACAUGGACGACGUCGGGCAGGCUCAGGCGAAGCAUCCUCUCGAUACUACGUCUCACUAUUUUGAAAUUGAGAUUCUCGAUCCUGGGGAGAACUGUUACAUCGCCAUUGGUGUGGCAACAAGGAAUUAUCCCCAGCAUCGCCAUCCAGGCUGGAACGAAGGCUCGGUUGCAUACCAUGCGGAUGAUGGUAAAAUUUUUGAAGGCAGUGGUGUGGGCUCUCCCUUUGGUCCCAGAUGCGAGAAAGGUGACGUGAUGGGAUGUGGAAUCCUGUUUCCACGUGACUACGUGGAGGAGCCCAGAAGAGACAGCUGCGGCAGCAGCCCACGCUCUUCUUUGUGCAACGAUUUGGACGACGAUGACAGCGAUUCUGACAACUGGUGGCAUGCAGACAAUGACGAAGACGACGAGGAUGAAGAAUCGGGUGUCCUGGUGCAGGUCUUCUUCACACGUAAUGGUACCACCAUUGGGAAGCGCGAAGUGCCUUUGCCCCGUGGAGGGCUGUACCCCACUGUGGGAAUGCUCAGCUGUCGCGAGAAGGUGCGUGUUGACCUGCACCCUCUCACCGGGUAAAUAUCCGGAGUGAUGAUCAAGCUCGCUUAUUGUGCAAAGGGACACGAUUGCUAUCGUCGACAACGCUGGUGAUAUGUUCUUGACGAGAACUUCGUUGCUGAAAGAUGUUGCUAGUUGCUGCUGCUGCUGCUGCCAUGUUUUAUGCUGAAGAGGUCGGAAGAAAAUAUUUUUAUUGUGCAUCGGACAGCGAGGCUUUGUUUGCGUAGAACGCACAAGUGGAUCUUCGUCGUGCUCUUCGAUUAGUCCAACGUGUGACCUUGGAAAUCGUCGUAGACUCUUUACUCCAUACCCCGCAGGUGUUCCGGAGCAUACCUGCUGUUCCUGGAACAACUGGGUUUCUUUAUAACAGAGUAGGGUGCCAAAAAAAAAAGAAAGAAAAGCCCACUGGGUCGUGAGGGCCCGUUUGAUGCACUAUAUUUUCCACACUAGGCUACAUUUUUUCGCUAGUAACGAAAAUUACAACUGCAUUUGAAAUUGUAGGACGAAACUGUGCAUAAUGUUCGGCAUACUUUACUUCUUCCCCUUGCGUAGUUCUUCUAGAGCGUCGUAUACCCUCCGUACUGCAGCGAGAUUUUGUUUUUUGCGUGCUGCAGUUAUACGAGGGCAAACAGCGUGUCUGAGUAGCCCCAGAUGCUUGAAUCAAGAAUAUUGUCGUCCAGAAACAUCAGAUUCAUUGUUGUUUGGGGUGCAGGAAGAAAGAGGACGGUAAAACAAUGUCGGACAUUGCACGUAUAGUAGAGAACUGUUGACGUACGAAGUGUGAUAACACGGAUGGCAUGAAAUUAUCGAUAUUGAUUGAUUGAAAUUAUUGAUUAUCGAGGCCUCAAGUCAUUCAUAAGUGUCUCGUCACUCCGGUGUGUUAAAUAGUUGAGAUAUGCUACCAAUGCACUGUCUUUUUAUUUAUUUUUUUGAAGGUGGGUUAGGUUUAGCACAAAAAUUGCAAGUCACUGACAAAAUUUCUAAAAUCCAUGCUCUAGAAACAUCCGUGUGAAGCAAUUUGUAGAACACAUUUUUAAAUUUGAACUCUUAGUUUCAUUCAUUCAAUAGUUAACGCAUUGGGAGAAGGAGCACUCUCGAUUUUGUUCCUCAUUCCUAUGCAUACUUUAGGUUUAGUACUUGGCUAGUAUUGUAUAUGAUAUUUUCGACUGACAAAUGAGGGUUCGCGUACAGUUAAGCUACAUUAUUUGUCACAGAGCUUAUAGAUUUUCAAAAUUGGCACUUGAACACAUUUAGAGCUCAGGAAUGCUACGCGCACCAUCAUGUUUGAAAAGAACGAGCCUUACUUUUUUUGCAAUUCAUGCAAAUUCUGAAGUGUCCGCAGCAGCAUUCAAUAUCUUACGUAUUGGGUGUAGGGAAGUAUUGAGCAACACCUAGGGAAGCAAAUGUCACCAUUUGUUUCCCCAGGCGUUCCAUUUCCCCCCGUCCAUGAUGGAACUUCUAAACCAUGCUGAUCCUUCUUGUAUUGCGUUUGUUACACUUUUUGACAGCGGCCCUGCCCAGAAGCGUAUUGUAUUGUGCUAACAACAAACGCAUAAUGAUUUUGAUCAUUCUGAACUCCAAAGCUCCCAUAAUACUUCUACAGUCAUUGCUUGUGUUUAAUACAUUACUCUGGUCAUCCAUGUUUGAAGUGAAAACUCAUACAGCUUAACAUAAAAAAUGUAAGCGUAACUCUAACUCCCAGUAUCGUUUAAAUUUUUGCUGAAUCACACUCCUGAUGCAAACCGACCAGAACACUUCAGGAAGUGAUUUAGAACCGCAUAGGCAACCAUGUUAAAACAGAUAGUGUGAACUAACAAUACCACAUGAGGGCAGCACAAGCACUUCAAAUCUUUUUAUGGAGGAGCACAAGGAACACAAAGGAUGCAACAUGGUUCAGGAAAACGUCAAUUUGUGCAGUGCAUGUUCAAGCGCUUAUUCUAGCACACAUGCUUUUUGUGAAAUACCUUAAUUUCAUGGGAUGAGACCAAGUUCUGUGCAAGUACUGACACUAUGCCCUAUUUUGAGCAUAAACAGGAUAGAUUCCUAACAUAACGUUUUCGUUGCAAAGAGACACCAACACCUUGUGCUUUCCAACUUGAGUGAAUUUGUGACCUAUAAAAGCUUCAUGUGUAACAGCCAGACGUACAUCAAGGGCGUGAAGUGUUUUCUAGUCACUGCGUGAGACUAAAUGGGUAGAUAUUGUACAGAGCAUUUAAAGUUUGUUGGCAAAUAAAUUUGUUAAUUUUUGAAA